Stylophora pistillata is the source of this 2727-nucleotide messenger RNA. RefSeq lists its product as uncharacterized. NCBI's taxonomy places the organism in Eukaryota, Metazoa, Cnidaria, Anthozoa, Scleractinia, Pocilloporidae. The record is from RefSeq and is a predicted model, not a curated record.
AUGGCCUCGUGGCUUCGCUCCGAAAAGAAAGGCAACCAAGAACAUAUUCCUCCACCACAACUGAAAUCAAGAAUACCAAUCAGAGUGACUCGCCUAUGCAGCGACAAUUUCAGAAGUUCCUCGUCAAAGGACAAAGCAAAUAAAAAAGUGCGUCUGCAAAGAGAUUCAGAGAGCAAAGUUCAAAACAAGAGGUUUUCGCGGAUUCCGAUUGUGGUGUAUGAUAAGAAGACCAAAGUUGAUUCUAAAGAAAAUCUAACCAAGAAUUUCAAAACUACUAAAGGAGAAAAACCUCUUGGAAGAGAUUCAGGUAUUAAACUACGAGAUUCUCAAGGUAAACAGGACAAGAAGAUGGCAAGCGCCAUUCCUUUAACCAGAGCUAAAUAUGGCAUUUAUAGGCGCGCUAAAGAAACAACGCCAAAAGUCAGGCGACGCGUACCACGACAGCUUCCACCCACAGCGACAGAGUCGAAAAAGGUCUGCAAGGAUGAGAAAGAAUCGCGAGAAGAAAGCUCAGCUAGCGAGGAAUCAUCCGCAGCCAUGGCGAAGGAAGUCACGCCAGAUUUUGAAUGUAACGCUACACCUGUGCAUGAGGAAGAGCUCCGUAUGGGGGCCGAAGAAAAUUUCAGUGGCAGCGAGUUUGGUGACGGCUUUGGACGUCACUCACAAUCUAGCGACGAGAAAGCAAUGUCCAAUGAACCCCUAUGGCUAAGAGAGGAGUACAAGGAGCGAGAAGAAAGAGAGGAUAACAUAAACAUCAUGAAAGGUGACGCCACCGUUACAAGAUCGGCGCGAAAUAUUAGACUGCAACCAGUGUUUGAUGCAGAGAACAAGGUGGAAGAAAAUGUUUUGAAUGAGGAAAAAUUGGACUGUAGCUCUUUCACUGAGUCCAGCGGAUACAAAGGGAAAAUGGCUGAGCUGGGCGAAAAAUUCAGAUGGCUCAAGGCACAGUUUGCGGAGGAAAACAGAGAGGCUAUUGAAUCUAUGAACAAGAUAGAAGUGGAGAUCAAACAGAGCCAGGCCAGGGAAGAUAGCGUUGCAAAUGAGAUUGAGGAGAUGCGACGGAAACAGGAUGAAAUAAAAGACGACCUGGAACUCUUAGAUGAGAUGGAGAAAGGUCGAGAGCCCGAGGACAAAAAAUGGAGAGAGAAGAUGGACAAGAAAAAGAUCAAAGUGGCGCAUAGACUGGAGAAGAUAAGAGCCGAACAGCGUAAAUAUCAAGAACAGACAGCUGAUGAAAAUGACUCAACAGAUGAGACUGAUCGACCAGAUCAGAAUUCAAUUGAAAGUCCAGAGAGUGAGAGAUUCAAACAUGUCACCCUAGAAAACGAAACCGUCAGAAACACAGACAUCGGCAACAAAGUGUUAUAUGAACCUCACGAGAUUAAAGAGUACGAAGGUGUAAAGGAGCUAGAAAAGAAGCGGAAAGAACUGAGGCAGUUGAAGAGACUGGAAAAAAAGGCGAUCAAAAGAGAGAAGUUAGAAGAAAAAGAACGUAAGAAGAUCGAAAAACAGAUGCGAAAAUUUGCUAGCAAACUUGAGAAACUCUCAGGUAAGAGUUCAAAGGCUUUGGAAGAAACUGCAGAGAUUUCUAAGUGUAUAAAUCAGCCCAUGGAGGCUACCAAUACAGCGGUGAAAGACAAAGUUGAUGAAACCCCGAAAGUGAAUGAAAUUAAACCACACGUCGAUACCACUUCAGAUAUCGCAGAGCCCAAGCAAGUCCAAGCAGCUCACUCUCCUGGAUUUAACACGAAUGGAACGGAAGUUGAACAGUUAGGAGAGAUGUUGACCAAGGUUGAAAACAAAAAACAUAUAGCUUUAGAUUCAGAUGCCUCCGCUAAAGUGGAAUUGGAAGAGCAGUCUUACAGUGACGCUGUGAAAGAAAAGCAGAAAACAUAUGACUGUUCUGACGGACAGAGAAAGAGAAUCGAUGACAAUAAUGAAAUUGUUAUAGUGUCCAUUGGGCCAUUGUUUCGUUUACCAGAGGUUGGGGAGGCCAAUCUAACACUGCGAGACACAGACUCCAUACUUGACGAAUCAGUGGACAGCGAACACAGUAACCGAAAUUAUAGUAACGAGGAAGUGCCUCGACAGGAUAAAUUUGACUGUUUCCUUGAUGAAGUCGAGGGAGGCAUACGAACAGAGGAAAGCAGGUCUAAGAGUUUACAGAGGGCUGAGAAUGAAGAAGACGAGAAAAAUUUCAGUGAAUGCUGCGCCUUAUCAAGAUAUCAGCGAUCGGUAGCAGCAGUCGUAAAUAUAUCGGAAUAUUUAAUCCAACAAGAGUUGUCUAAGGCUUUAGAAACUGCUAUACCAGACAGUAGAAAAGACUAUACAUCACGAUCGGAAGACAGUUCCUCAGAAGAAGAACCAAACCUCCAUAAAGAAAACGAGGAAAUGGAAUUUUGGAAACUAAAAAGGGAAAAAACCGACCUCGAGAUACAGAUUUUCGUCGCUAACAACGAACUUGAAACGUACCGAAAGAGGAUCGAAACUGUACAGGCUGACCUGGACGAGAGCAAAGUAAAGGUAAAGCGACUGCAGUCUGAGGGGGAAUACAAAGAAAGAGAGCUGGAAAAUUUAAAACGUGAUUUCCAGAGAAAGGAGCAGAAAUGGGAAGAAGGAAAUGAACUCUUGGAAGAAGUUAUGGCGGAAAGAAGAGCGUUAUGGGAUGAUGUUGAUUACUUAGAGGAAAGCUUAAAAAACAGUCAAGAAAGCAAUGAAGGAGCAUAG